This is a messenger RNA of Ectocarpus sp. CCAP 1310/34, 2905 nucleotides long. Lineage: Eukaryota; Phaeophyceae; Ectocarpales; Ectocarpaceae. The record is from the annotation of a GenBank genome assembly.
CAUAGUCUUUGGCUCAGCUGCUACUGCGCACAGCAACAAGCAACGGUAGUGCCAGAGUAGAGCCUCUCUGGUCUGCUUGGCCACACGCGACUGGGACUGCUACCAUACGAUGGACGAUAUUUUGACUGAGGACGAUUUUGAUGAUUUCGCUGCAGCUGUAGGCGAAGGAGGGGACGGCGGAAGUGAGGAUGAUGCAAGGUCGGAUGACUUUCUGAGCUGGCUCCUUUUGCACGCGGACAGCAUCGACCCGAAGCUCGACGACUGCGUCAUCGACAGCGAUGGGUCCGAAGUUGCUGCUCCUGCUCGUGCCGCUGCAGUUGGUGGGGCUGCUGCUGGCCCUGUCGCUGACGGUGGUCCUGCGGCCGCUGUCUGCGGAAUGUUUGCAGCAGCGGCAGCACCCGAAGUAACCCUACCCACGACCGGAAUAGUGGCUGCUGCUGCUGCUGCUGUCGCAAUCAGGCCGCCAGGAGGCAGUGGUAGCACCAGAGAUACCACGGCCUCUGACUCUGACCGAGUCGGCAAGGAAGGGGGCGCGGGAGACCCCUCUGGUGGAGAUGCUUCCUUCGGGGUAGGAGCGGUUGGGAUUGGCUCUGCACCAGAGCAAGGCGUGUUGCCAAGCUCGUCUUUGGCGACCGUCGGGAGGAUACCGUCAGACCCGGUCUUGGCGAUGCAAAUGGGGGCUCGGAUGGCCUUGUCCGGUAAUCUCGGCCUUAUUCCUUUCGGAGCGUCAAUGGGAAGCGGAGGGAUUGCUGGAGCUAUUGGCGGUACGCCCGCGGCAGGAGCGAAACCUACGGCAGCGUCAACGCAAGCGCAACAUCCGUUGAUCGCCCCGCCAGCCGCGCUGCCUCCCGCGGCAGGGGCAAUGGCAGCAGCAACAGCAGCAGGCCCCCCGGCGUCCGUUCCGCCUCUCGAUGGACUUCCUGCGUGGACGGGGCUCCCGCAUCCGCCUCAAUGGCUGGAAACAGAAAAACAUCCCCAAGGUGUUCCCCCCUCGCACAAAGCUAACAGCAGUAGCCGCGGUGUGGAGACCCCGGGAGUGACGGGAGCGGGGUCCCCGAAAGGAAAUGGGUCGGCGUGGCAGGCGGCAGGCGUGGACGCGGGGGCGUACAGCGGCGGGGAGGGGAAGAAGAGACCACGGGCUGAUGGUGCCGCCCAGGCGGCCAAGACCGAAGAGACGAAGGCGAGAGCUCGUGACACUUCCAAAGACGGUCGGAAGCGGAAGAAGAUGACCCUCGGGGAGCUAGAGGAGCGCGUGAAGCAAGUUUCGGAGGACAACGGCCAACUGAAACUCCACCUAUCGAACGUGAACGAUAAGCUCAUGCUCAUGGCCAGCAAGAAGAAGCUCAUGGAGGCGGAGAUAGCGGCCAAGCUUGAGGCGCAGCGCUCUCACCCAAGCGACUUGAACCAGGCAAGCCUCGCCGAGGCUCUGUCGCGCUUCAAGGACCUCUAUGCCGACUACGGCAAGCAGCGGAAGCAAGAAGUCGAGUUCCACCUGAGGCAGCUCGAGAGGCAAAUCGUGCCCACAGACACGACCAAGAUGAGCCUAUGGACUCUGGAGCAAGACGAGUCCUUCUACAAGGACCGGAAGCGGGGCAGCCUCAGUCUUAUUCUCCGCGCGGAAUUGGGGGUGAGCGAGGAGCAGAUCGAGCGUAUUCAGGAGCGGAGGGCUAGAAUAAAAAGCCUACUCAACGAACUUGGGGAGUCUCUCCGCCUUGUCCGUGAUCUCCAGAAGUCCAGCGAGGCUAAGACGACCAAGUUUGAGGAGGUUAUGGAGAGGUUGCAGAGCGCCUUCUCUCCGCAACAGAUCGCGAGGCUCCUGCUUUGGGUGUCAGCAAACCGGGCUCACAUCUCCAAGCUGCCACUGCUUCCGAAAACGCUGCUGCAGCAGCGGUAGCGACAGCAGCAACUCUUGCGUAUACUGCGAGUACUGCGAGAAUCCUGUCCCUUCAUGACUGUUUCCAGCCAGCAGAGGUGGGAACAUUCGAUGAAGAUCGCCGAAUCAAAUGUCGAACCGGCGUUCUGUCUAGCACCCAAGACCCUGCCCGUAUCACGCUCUAAUGUGGUGUCGGCUAAGGGAGUCGACCGUCGCCUUUCGGUGAAUUGGUGGAGGGUGGACUGCGUGCCGCGGAUAGGGUUUGUCUUGAAAGCUCUGGUCGGCCGUUUCCGGCGGUGCAGUUGUCAAGAGGCAGCUCUUGUUGUGCAGUGAAGUUGAUAUUCGGAGGUGAUACGUAACGCGUGGUUUGUACAACAAGAUAUUGGCUCAUGUGUUCAUGUGGACAGUACGAAGCGAUUGGAAUAAGGUGUUAGGGUACUCUCGUACUGAGGGACUACUUCCAUGUACGGACAUGUUGGUCCAAGUACCAGUUCGUACCUGGGGGUGCCAUAUCGUGGACAACCGCUUAGUUAGGAACACUGGUGUUUGGCAGAUCGUGCAAUGACCGAUUGGAGUCCACCUUGAUGUGUUGUUAUUUCCACGAAGUUGUGCCCCAAGCGUGGUAUGGCCUAGGCUAUGUACAUGAGACGAAACAAGGUAUAUAAUAGGUGCAAAAGCCGAACGGCGAUCGCUUCGUCAAUCUUCAUUUUGUUGGGACCGCUCGCCCCUGGUGUGUCUGUAGACAAGUGCAUCCGGACCUCUGGUGUUCUUUCCUAUUACUGAAUACGUUUGCGACAUUAGUUGCGUGGGGCAAGCUUCUUGUGCCCAGGCUGAUGGCUGACGGGGUAGGGAUUGACGGGUCUACUCAACGUAAACGUGGGUAAUGUGACGUCAUAUUUCGUGUCCAAGAAAGAUGAAAUAGUGCCGUGUGCGUGCUGUACCUCGUGGCGAUUAGGCCUGAUAGAUCGGUUUCAAUGCACCAAGAGGAACGAACGAAUAUGAACCAAUAAUAAUAAACACUUAUGUUUUCGC